Messenger RNA from Klebsormidium nitens, 1867 nucleotides. Lineage: Eukaryota; Viridiplantae; Streptophyta; Klebsormidiophyceae; Klebsormidiales; Klebsormidiaceae. The record is from the annotation of a GenBank genome assembly.
UGACAGUGAGAGUCAGAUGCAAGGAGCAAGGUGCAAAUUACUAGUAGUCAAAUUGUUUUCCUGAGCGAAGAAGAGCACUGAGCAGCUUGUGAACAGCUUUCAUUGUCAAGAGAUCUCCGCAAGCCUGAGCAUAUUUGGCUAUCAGCAGGUGCGCCAGCUUGAAGUCCUUCGAGCUGAGCCCAUUGAGCCCCGUUUUGCUGGGCCCUUGCUUGGCAGAUUAGGAAGGCGCUUUUGAGGAAUGGUUUCAUUGGGCAGCUUCAAGCAGCAGAGCAAUGCAUUUCAGCACUUGCCACUGACUGGUGUUGCUGGCUCCUGUGUCAGAACGCUGCCAAUUGUGAAGGUGCCCCCUUGUCAAAGAACACGUUAUGAAAGCAUCAGGCAGCAGUGUGUUAUGCUCAAUGCGAGAACCAGGUCCAAAUUUGCUGGAACAGGGGGUGCAUUGCAGAACCAUCACAAGCAAUGCCUCAUGGAGCAAAUCUCUGCACUGACGGCCCAUGUGCCGACCAGUCCAAAAAGCCAUGCACCUCUCAAUACUAGCAUCAGCACUCUGGUUGGCAUCAACCCAUUCACAUGCCAAAGUUUCAGCAGGCGAGCUAGCGAUAGAUCUGCGAGGCCAUCAAAACUCCUGCUUGGUAGAUGCUGUGAUCCAAGAACCCAGCGAGGAAGCAAUCUUCGCUGCAUGAUGGAUGAACCCAAAACCCAGCCCAACGAAGAGCCCACGCCUUCUUUGGUCGCCCGCUUCUUCAGAUUGUUUUCCAGGAAACAGCAGGCAGGCUCUCCAUCUCAAGAAAGCAGCCUUAAAAGUGAGCUUCGUGCUGGCCCUUUUGAGAUCCACCUCCGAGACGUCAGCAGAGUGUAUGGGAAGCGAGCUGUCGUGGAUGGGGUCAACCUGAACGUGAAGCAGGGCGAAGUGGUCGGGCUGCUAGGUCCGAACGGCGCGGGCAAGAGCACCACGUUCAACAUCACGGUGGGGCGGGAGCGCCCGUCUCAAGGCUGCGUGCUGCUGAAUGGGCGGGACAUCACCGCUCUGCCGCUGGCCGCACGAGCCAGGCUCGGAGUCGGCUACCUGACACAGGAGCCCAGCGUGUUCCGGGGCCUCUCAGUGCGCGACAACCUGCUGCUCAUCCUCCAAGAGACGGGCGUCCCCCGAGCGGAACACGCGGGGCGGACCGAGGAGCUCCUAGCGGAAUUCCGGCUGACGCACGUGCAGCACACGAAGGGGGCGGCUCUGUCGGGAGGAGAAAGACGGAGAACGGAGCUCGCGCGAGCGCUCGCGUCGAACUGCUCCGGAGGCCCGCCGAGGAUUCUGCUAGUGGACGAGCCUUUCGCAGGGGUGGACCCGAUCGGCGUGGCGGAAAUCCAGGCCCUGCUGCGGAAGCUAUGCGACGAGCUGCACAUGGGCAUCCUCAUCACCGACCACAACGUAACGGAGACGCUCAAGAUCUGCGAUCGUGCGUACAUGGUGUUUCAGGGGCAGGUAAUGGCGCAGGGGUCGCCGGAGGAGCUGGUCCGGAAUCCCUUCGUCCGGCAAUACUACCUUGGGGAAGGGUACAAGCGUCCGGAAUCGCAAAUGAGUGACGAGAGCUUCAUUGGUUUGAAACAGCCGCCCACAUCAUAACUUGAAGCUACUGAAGAAGGAUGACGUAGAGCACGCUUGCUUUCUUCUGUCCGUGAAGCGUCACGAUUUGGAACGAAGCGGCGGAGAUUGCUCAUAUUUCCACUAGUGCGAUCGUAGUCAGAAUUGCAGACAUGCAGAAGGACGCGAGCCUGCCGACGCGCAUGAGCCAUCGCUACAUGAGCCAGGCUCGUGUCGUGUUUGCUCCACCAGCUGUGCCGCGGAUUGUGGAAGGACCGGCCUCACUAUGAC